This is a messenger RNA of Rhipicephalus microplus (southern cattle tick), 2267 nucleotides long. RefSeq names its product chromatin assembly factor 1, p105 subunit (gene Caf1-105). Gene Ontology annotation, biological process: nucleosome assembly; DNA replication-dependent chromatin assembly. The record is from RefSeq and is a predicted model, not a curated record. NCBI's taxonomy places the organism in Eukaryota, Metazoa, Arthropoda, Arachnida, Ixodida, Ixodidae. Gene Ontology annotation, molecular function: protein binding. Gene Ontology annotation, cellular component: nucleus; CAF-1 complex.
GGCGAAUUGUUUUGUUGCGGAAACUCGCGGUUGGCGCGCUUUGUAGUUGGCGCAGAUUUUCAGGCUGAUUUGUCGGCGCCGUUUUAUAAGGAAUGAAGUGCCAUGUACCGGAGAUAUCUUGGCACAGUCGAGAUCCUAUCCUGAGCAUCGACUUCCAGCCGUCAAAUGACAAACACCGAAGGCUGGCCAGCUGUGGUACGGACACGCACGUCAUGAUAUGGUUCAUAAUUGUACACCACAAUGGGGAAACCAGCCUCGAAUUUCGCUCUGACCUGAACAGGCACACCAAGACCGUCAAUGCUGUACGAUUCUCAAACAAUGGGGAACUGCUUGCAUCUGGAGAUGAUGAUGCAAAUGUUAUAAUCUGGAAACAAGUUGACAAAAGUCCCGGUGACGUGUUCGAUGACACGAUAGAAAACAAGGAACACUGGGUUGCACAGAAAGUACUGAGAGGGCACAUCGAUGACGUCUGUGACAUUUGUUGGUCGCCCGAUAACAUCUAUCUACUGUCUGGUUCAGUGGACAACUCUGCCAUCAUCUGGCACGUUGAAAAAGGAAAGAAGAUAUCUCUGCUGAAUGAAAACAAAGGUUUCGUCCAAGGCGUCGCCUGGGAUCCCAGGGACACUUACUUCACCACCCUCAGUUCUGACCGGUCAUUGCGUAUAUUCAAGGUCAGCAACAAAAAGGUCGCCUACAAGAUACACAAGGCAGUUGUCCCCCAUGAAGGGCUCAGCGAUAAGGAGAAAGGAACUAGGUUGUUUUAUGACGAUACAUUGAAGUCCUUCUGUCGGCGGUUAGCAUUCUCGCCCGAUGGUGAACUGCUGGUGGCACCUUCUGGCAUCAUAGAGCAGGACAGCGGCAGAGUGGUGAAUGUGGUUUACGUCUUCGCUCGGAGCGAUCUUUCUGAACCGGCCUACUACUUGCCCAUCGGAGAGAAGCCAAGUUUGGUUAUACGCUUCUGUCCACUUUUUUUCAAGCUGCAGAUGCCUGGUGUGAACGAUGAUGGAACUAGCAAGGAAGAAUUUGAGGAGGCACUAAUAAGCUUGCCCUACAAGAUGGUGUUUGCCGUGGCCACGCAGAAGGCCAUAUUGUUGUAUGACACUCAGCGCAGUGCACCUUUUGCCCACAUCUCCAACAUUCAUUACACAAGGCUCAGCGACUUGACUUGGUCUUCCGAUGGCCGGGUGUUAGCUGCUUCGUCGACUGAUGGCUACUGUUCCUUGAUCACUUUUGGGGAGAAAGAGUUGGGCGAGGUCUACGAUGGCUCUUUCCCUUACAAGGAAACUGUAGAAAACACUAGUGACUCCCCAUCUGGAUCAAAAAGCAAUUCUCCUUCAGAACCCAAAAAUAAUUCAGCCAAGAAGGUGGACAUAUUUAGAAGCAGCAAAAGGAAAAGUGCCAGUUCCAAAAUAUCAGGAGCCACAACAAAAAUUAGUACCAGUCCAUGCACCAUUAAGACACCGAGUGAGGUUAUCAUCAUUGACGAAGACAGCAUUGAUGAUGGGAAAAACUCUGAACAGUCUAACGGAAAUGUCGAAGCAGCUCUGGAAAACAAGAAAUGCAAUGGAGUUGUGCUUGAGGAAGGCCAGCAGACAAGGAGAGACAGCAGCAUAGAAAAACUCAGCACCACUCUAAAAGAUGCAGUUAAAAGCAACAACUAUCAAGAAGACAGCGGUGGUAAUGAUGACAUGGUAAAUGAGUGCAGUAAAGACAAUAUGGUGCCCAAAGCCGUAGGGGACGUGAAGAUGGACUUGGGAGAAAUCGAGCAGCAUUCGCCGGAAAAGCUUCAGCCGUCCAAGGAAGCUUGUGAGGCGGCUAGCAUCGCCCAAGUUGCAAAUAACCCCUCAAGUGGUCAGGAUUGUGAUAUGGCUGCCCCCAUUGAAAUCAAGGACAAGAAACAAUCUCCCGAGCCGAGUGGUGGUGGAAAACCAGAAUCUGGGAAUGCGGCAGACCUCCCAAAGAAAGCUCCACGACGAGUUCAGCUGGUUACAUUAUGUACAAAGAAAUUGUGACGAAUUAGCAGACUUUGGUGGUAAAGUUGCAAGUGGAAGCCCAAUAUGGGAAUGAUAACUGGCCUGAGGUGCAUCAGAAGCACUCGGAGAAUAUUGAGCAUGAAACCAGGAGAGCUGGCAUUCCUGUAUUGAUAUUUCACUUGCAAUUCAUUGUACAUGACACUGUAAGUUAAAUUUUAACGUUUUGUAGCGCUGCCAAUUACUUUGCAUGUUAAGCCUAUACGAUGCUUUUGUAAUAAAUGUAUUGUGGCAAUG